Messenger RNA from Selaginella moellendorffii, 1638 nucleotides. RefSeq lists its product as uncharacterized. Gene Ontology annotation, biological process: protein ubiquitination. The coding region runs from base 354 to 1310 and encodes 318 amino acids. The transcript is spliced from 7 exons. Gene Ontology annotation, cellular component: membrane. NCBI's taxonomy places the organism in Eukaryota, Viridiplantae, Streptophyta, Lycopodiopsida, Selaginellales, Selaginellaceae. The record is from RefSeq and is a predicted model, not a curated record. Gene Ontology annotation, molecular function: ubiquitin-protein transferase activity; zinc ion binding.
AAAUAUGGACACACAAAGCAGCAAAGAGGAAGAAGCAAGGGCGAUGGCGAUGGCGAGGGCGAUCGGCGAGGGAGAGUGCCGUAGAUUUUUCUAGGGAUUCACUCGGUUGAUCGAUCGAGCGUGUUGGCGCGGCGUGCCCUGCGAUUGCUUCUCCGGCGGCAAUCUCGUGUUUUGGGGGAUUCGGCGAGGCAUCCUGGGAUUUCUACGGCACUCUAGCCGACACUAGGGAGCAAGAAAGCGCGUCAGCGCCAGGAAUGCGAGCUCUUCUUCUAGGUCUGUGUGACGAUCUGUGCUGAGCGCCGGGGUAUCGGACGGGAGAACACGAAAUAUUUCGGGAAGAGAUUGGGGAAAGAAUGGAGGAUCAUGUCGUUCUGGAUGUAGAUCGGCUUUCCAGCUCCCCGGGAGCUUCCGCCGCGUCGCCAGAUUCAUGCGCUGCUCAAGAACACACGCCGCUGCUCUCAUCCGCCAGGGCGCUCCAGCAAUCGCCCCAGAGCGAGCACGUCGUCAUCUUCUCGCCGGCCAGCGAGGAGGAAUACGUCGAGGGCGGCGGGGGUUUCGUGGUCAAGAAGGGCAAAACCAUUGACGACGACCUCGCAUCGUUUGGAGGAGCCACUGGGGUGACUGUGGAAUGUAGAAUCUGCCAGGAGGAGGACGAUGUGGGAAAUCUGGAAGCUCCAUGCGCGUGUUCUGGCAGUGUCAAGUACGCGCACAGAAAGUGUGUCCAGCGCUGGUGUAACGAGAAAGGCGAUACAACAUGUGAGAUUUGUCAAAAGCCAUACCAGCCUGGGUAUACAGCUCCUCCUCGUCCUGUGGAACCGGAGGGAACCCCGAUUGAUUUGAGUGGCAACUGGGGUAUCACUGGUCCUCAUCAGCUCGAUCUACGGGACCCCAGGAUCCUGGCAAUGGCCGCCGAAAGGCACUUCCUUGAUUCGGACUACGACGAGUACGCCUCCGCCAAUGCAAGCAGCGCUGCCUGUUGCCGAUCGGCCGCCCUCAUCUUGAUGGCCCUUUUACUGCUUCGCCACGCUCUGGCGAUGGCAUCCUCUGGCGCUGACGAUGACACAUCGGCGCUGUUCACUCUAUUCCUAUUGCGAGCAGCGGGAUUCCUUUUACCCUGUUACAUCAUGCUCCGGGCGCUGAGCAUCCUACAACGACGUCGCCAGCAGCAAGAAGCCACAAUGGCCGAAGUCGCGAUUCUUAUACAAGCCGGGCAAGCAGCCAGGAAUGGCCAGUUCCCUCCCGCUGUUCCACCACCACCGCCACCACCACAAUCAUCAGCAUCCACUAUCCCGGUUCCAGCAGCAACUUGAUCAUCGAAAAGUCGAGAAGAGCUCACGAGAACACGCCGCGCGCUCUCCAGCUGCUUCUUGCGAGUCCCAUUCGACCCCGUUGCCAGCGAGAGAGCUCUACACGAUCACCAUCACUACCAUUAAGUUCCAAGCUCUAUUUGUAAAUAAGAAAAGGCCGCAAUACCUUGGGAGGAGAUCCACAGCAAGGAGGGAGGAGGAGACGUAUCGUCUCUCCUAUCCCUUUGGGUCUCUUUUCUAAAGUUGAGCUUCUUCUCUCUCCUGUCCCAUGGGGAGGAAAGCUGUCUGAGCCGUGCAUUGGGCUUUAUCAAAAGAAAGAUUAUUUUUUUCU